Molecule: messenger RNA, 2169 nt
Organism: Rosa chinensis
Lineage: Eukaryota; Viridiplantae; Streptophyta; Magnoliopsida; Rosales; Rosaceae
Product: disease resistance protein RUN1-like
Exons: 9
Coding region: 1-2169 (722 amino acids)
Biological process (GO): signal transduction; defense response
Molecular function (GO): ADP binding; protein binding
Source: RefSeq, a predicted model, not a curated record
AUGGCGUCAACCUCUUCUCGUCGUCGUCAAUGGAAAUACGAUGUGUUUCUAAGUUUGAGGGGGGAUGAUACCCGCUCUGGUUUUACCGAUCUUCUGUAUUCUGCACUAAAUCAGAGAGGAAUUCUCACCUUUAUGGAUGACCGAGAGCUUGAGAAAGGAAAAUCCAUUAGGCCCGAACUAUUAGCUGCAAUUGAGGAGUCUAGAUCUGCGAUUGUCAUUCUCUCAUGGAGAUAUGCUCAGGAUGAAUACACAGGAGCUGCUAUGAUAGAAAGGCGGUUGUGUAGAAUAAAGGUGCUUGUUGUUAUUGAUGAUGUGGAUCAAUUGACACAAUUAGAGAAAUUGGCUGGAAGUCACAACUGGAUCGGUCCAGAGAGUAGAAUUAUCAUAACCACCACAGAUGUUCAGUUGUUAAAGGCACAUGAUGUUGAUGCUACAUACAAGGCUGACGGGUUAAACUGUGAUGAAGCACUUCAACUUUUGAGUUUGAAGGCUUUUAAGAAAUUUCCCCCACCAGAAGAUUAUUUGCAUCUGUGCUACCAUAUUUUACGGUAUGCUCAGGGGCUUCCAUUGGCUCUCGUGGCAAGUGCAAUAGAUAGGCUAAAGAACACACCACAUAAACGCAUUAUUGAGGUGCUUCGGAUUAGUUCUGAUGGACUGGAUGAAAAGGACAGAGAAAUAUUCCUACAUAUUGCUUGCUUUUACAAGGGGAAGGAUAAGGAUCGUGUGACACAAAUACUAGACUAUUGCCAGCUAAACCCUGUCAUUGGUUUAAGUGUUCUUGCGGAUAGAUCUCUCAUAACUAUCUCCAACAACAAACUGUGGAUGCAUGAUUUGCUACAAGAAAUGGGCUGGGAAAUUGUUCGGGAACAGACUCCUAAAGAGCCAGGCAAACGUAGUAGAUUAUGGUCUCAUGAAGACAUCAACAAUGUGCUGAAGGGAAAUAAGGGAACAGAUUCUAUCCAAGGCAUGGUAAUGGAGUUGACUAAAUUACAAGUGGCUCAUUGGAAUCCAGAAGCCUUUUCAAAUUUGUCUCAACUGAGUCUUCUCCAUAUUCUUAAUGCCGACCUUCCCAAAGGCCUCACUUGUCUUUCUAAUUCCUUGAGACUCCUCGAAUGGACUGGGUAUCCCUUAAGAUCUCUCCCACAAAAUUUUGAAGCAGAUGAACUUGUUGAACUUAACUUGUGCCACAGCAACAUUGAACAGCUUUGGAAGGGAACAAAGAAUUUUGAGAAGUUGAAGUUAUCAAACUCUGCCAUUCUCAAAACAUUGUGGAGACCCCAGACCUUCUGUUUAAAAGUUAAGAAGAUUCCCGAGUUUGUUGGAAAUGUGGAACGUUUGUCGGUGCUUUAUCUUGAUGAGACUGCCAUUGAGGAACUGCCUGUAAAUGUGGGGGAGAUGGACUGUUUUGAGGAAAAUGAUGUGAAUAGUGGUUCUGCAAUAGAAAUGUCAUCCACCCAUGAUCUCAUAAAAUAUGUGAGAGGAUCAGUCUUUCAUGGAUGCAAAGUAGUUUGGGGAUCUGUAAAUAAGUUCUUGCCUUCUGGAUUGCUGCAAAAAGUAAAUACAAAGCCAAUGAGUUUCCGCUUGCCUAUAUCUGGUCUGUGUAAUUUAACAUAUCUGAACCUAAGUAAUUGCAAUCUUGGUGAAGGAGCAUUUGGCAAUGAAUUUGAUUACUUUCCCUCUUUGGUGACCUUGAAUCUAAGUGGAAACAAUUUUGUUCGUCUUCCUUCAGGCAUUGGAUUGCUUUCUAAGCUUGAGAACUUUUACUUGGAGAAUUGCAAGAGACUUCAAGAGUUGUCAGACCUGCCAUCAAAUAGUAUACUGGAUUUAAGGGCAGAUGGAUGCAAUAACAUGGCAUUUGAAAUGCUGAAGACAUUCAUGUAUCAGGCAAUCUCUAAUAAGAGCAAGUGCAGCGGUUUGCUCUUGACUGGUCAUAGUCAAGAAAAAUCCUAUGUGGUGACCUUGAGAGCAAUUUUCAUACUUGCACCGGUGGUUUUUUGCCCGGGCAAAACCAACUCUUUCUUGACUACAGCCAAGAAAUUAGUCAUUCCCAUGACUAUUUUCAUGACCCAGGCAACAAAGAGGCCAGCUCGGGGAGAAGGAAAGCUGCAAGGGAACGUGGGCGACGUCAGCAAAACAGGGGAGAAGGAGACGCGCCAGCUUGGGAAGUGA